Rubroshorea leprosula is the source of this 1292-nucleotide messenger RNA. Lineage: Eukaryota; Viridiplantae; Streptophyta; Magnoliopsida; Malvales; Dipterocarpaceae. The record is from the annotation of a GenBank genome assembly.
GUCAAAUAUUCUCAGUGCGUCUCCUCCACCUCAACUUCAAUCAUUGGUCUUAGAGACAGGGAUCUUGUUCCUCAGCUUGAAGAACUCUGUCGUGGCUUCUUGGACAUGUGGAAGUCAAUGUGUCGGUACCACGAAGCUCAGAACCACAUUGUGCAACAAGUAAGUGGCCUUGUAAACAGAUCUGGAAAUGGUGACCCUACUUCUGAACUGCAUAGGCUGGCAACCCGUGAUCUGGAGUCUGUUGUCUCUGCUUGGAGCUCUAGUUUCUACCGCCUGAUAAAAUUCCAGAGGGACUUUAUUCGUUCCCUCGAUGGCUGGUUUGAGCUCACCCUUAUCCUUGUAAGCAACGACAAUGUUGAAGGCAGCAUGGAACCCUCUACCAAGCUUGAGAAGAAGGCUUCAACCCUUCGGAGCAUAGAAGGGAAAGAUAAUGGACAUGUUUUAGGUCAGGAUCCUCUUGCAGAUAAGAAAUUAGAGCAUGCAGCCUGCCAAAGGCGGAUGGAAGAUGAAAACCUGUGGCUUUCCAAGGCAAUUGAGGAAACAAGAGCUGUGAUACUGAAUAGUCUCCAACCAUUCUUGUCAAGGGUUUUCGAAGAGUUAAUUGGUCUCUCUGUCUCACUUGACACAGUUUGUCCCGUUCCUAGGCUAGAAGAAGAAGAAGAAGUUCCGAGGCUAGAAGAUGUCUCUGUCACACUUGACACAGUUUGUCCCGUUCCUAGGCCAGAAGAAGAAGAAGUUCCUAGGCUAGAAGAAGAUGUCUCUGUCUCACUUGACAUAGUUUGUCUCGUUCCUAGGCUAGAAGAAGAAGAAGAAGUUCCUAGGCUAGAAGAAGAUGUCUCUGUCUCACUUGACUCAGUUUGUCCCGUUCUUAGGCUAGAAGAAAAAGAAGAAGUAGAAGAAGAAGAAGAUCUCACUUGAGAUAGUUUGUUCCGUUCCUAGGCUAGAAGAAGAAGAAGUUCCUAGGCUAGAAGAUGUCUCUGUCUCACUUGACACAGUUUGUCCCGUUCCUAGGCUAGAAGAUGAUGUCUCUGUCUCACUUGACACAGUUUGUCCCGUUCCUAGGCUAGAAGAAGAGAAGAAGAAGAAGAAGAAGCUAUUUGUCCCGUUCCUAGGAUCGAAAAAGGAGAAGAAGAAGAAGAAGAAAAUUGAGGGAUUGAGAAUUGAGAUUGUUAACACUUUUUUUUUUUGAACGGCAAAAGGUAACAUUUAUUAAGAAGAUGUUAAUUGAGGGAUUGAGAAGAAGAAGAAGAAGAUGUUAAUUGAGGGAUUGAGAAUAGAGAUUGUUAACAAUU